CCGAGGUCUCCACUGAGGUCAACCAGAUAUGUCCCCUGGAAACUGGAAGACCACAAUGGUGGUCCAGGGUAUCCUGUUGAUCCUGUAUGGAUUGCUUCUGCAGCCGGAGUCAGGAACAGCGACCCUGCCCCUGCUUAUGGAUUCUGUCAUCCAGGCCCUGGCUGAGCUCGAGCAGAAGUCACCAGCCACUGAGGCCGGCCAUACUGCAUCUAUGUGGCUGCUGUCAGCCCAAGGCUCUGGUGCCCACAAUCCCCUCCCUCGCUUCCUGCUGGAGGGGCAGAGUCUCAAGACUGCCAAGCUGGCUCCUCCUUCGCUAAGCCCAGAGUUUCAAGGCCUGAUUGAGGAGGUAGCCAGACAUAGUGUGCAGGAUGGGAAGGAAUACGGAGUGGUGCUGGCACCUGAUGGCUCAACUGUGGCUGUGGAGCCUCUUCUGGCAGGGCUGGAGGUAGGGCUGCAGGGGCACAGGGUCGUAAACCUGCCCUUGGACAGCACAGCCACCUUUCCAGACAUUGGAGUCACAGUUCCUGAUUUAAAAGCCACCUCCUCAGCACACAAGGAUACCUCUGCAGAUGUCAACUCUGCAGAUGUUGGUACUUUGUCUCCAAAUGUUAGAGACACAGAUCUAGAUGCCGAAGUUACCUUUCUAGAUGUUAGACCCAGCUCUCCAGAUGUCCAAGUCGCCUCUCCAGAUGUCCAAGCCUCUUCUCCAGAUACCAAAGCCAAGUCCCCAACCACUGUGGACAGCCUCCUCAUGGUCACCCUGGCCAGAGACCUGGGCCUACACUUCCUCCAGGGUGCCCAGACUGAAAGCAAUUCAGGACUGGGAACUGAGGGCUGCUGGGACCAGCUCUCUCUUCCCCGGACGUUCACGCUCCUGGACCCUGAGGCAUCACCCCUCACCACGGCCUUCCUUAAUGGUGCCCUGGAUGGGGCCCUCCUUGGUGACUACCUGAGCCAGGUUCCUGAGCCCCGGCCACCCCUCAGCCACCUGCUGAACCAGUACUACGGAGCUGGGGUAGCUGGAGACCCAGGACUUCGCAGCAACUUCCGACGGCAGAACGGAGCUGCUCUGACUUUGACCCCCAAUCUGACCCAGCAGGUAUGGGGGGCCCUCAUCUUGCUGCAGAGGCUGGAGCCUGCACACCCUCAGCUGCAGGGCAUGAGCCAAGAACAGCUGGCGCAGGUGGCCACCCAUGCCACCAAGGAGUUCACUGAGGCCUUCCUAGGAUGCCCAGCUAUCCACCCACGUUGCCGCUGGGGCGCGGCACCAUACCGGGGUAGCCCAAAGCCACUGAAGCUGCCACUUGGGUUCUUGUAUAUACAUCACACAUACGUGCCCGCCCGACCCUGCACGGACUUCGCGCUCUGCGCCGCCAACAUGCGCUCUAUGCAGCGCUUCCACCAGGAUACGCAAGGCUGGGACGACAUUGGCUACAGUUUCGUGGUGGGCUCAGAUGGCUACGUGUACGAGGGCCGUGGCUGGCACUGGGUGGGCGCGCACACACGUGGCCACAACUCCCGCGGUUUUGGCGUGGCCUUGAUAGGCAACUACACUGCGGAGCUGCCUUCUGAGGCCGCGCUGCGCACGGUGCGCGAUGAGCUCCCGCACUGCGCUGUGCGCGCCGGCCUCCUGCAGCCAGACUAUGCGCUGCUCGGCCACCGCCAGCUCGUGCGCACUGACUGCCCUGGCGACGCGCUCUUCAACAUGCUGCGCACCUGGCCACGCUUCAACAUGAAUGUGAAACCAAGAACUGCCAGAAGGGCCUCAGGGAGAUCCAAAAGGAGGCUACCUCUAAUGAUCCCACUAGCCACAGACCUCCAAUAA
This is a messenger RNA of Phacochoerus africanus (Common warthog), 1825 nucleotides long. RefSeq names its product peptidoglycan recognition protein 2 (gene PGLYRP2). The transcript has 5 exons. Gene Ontology annotation, biological process: peptidoglycan catabolic process; defense response to Gram-positive bacterium; detection of bacterium. Lineage: Eukaryota; Metazoa; Chordata; Mammalia; Artiodactyla; Suidae. The record is from RefSeq and is a predicted model, not a curated record. Gene Ontology annotation, molecular function: zinc ion binding; N-acetylmuramoyl-L-alanine amidase activity; peptidoglycan binding. Bases 29 to 1825 code for a protein of 598 amino acids.